This is a messenger RNA of Engraulis encrasicolus (European anchovy), 2021 nucleotides long. RefSeq lists its product as uncharacterized. The transcript has 3 exons. NCBI's taxonomy places the organism in Eukaryota, Metazoa, Chordata, Actinopteri, Clupeiformes, Engraulidae. Bases 1 to 1998 code for a protein of 665 amino acids. The record is from RefSeq and is a predicted model, not a curated record.
AUGGAAAUGGAGCUCGAGGCACCAAACCUGGUCUCCUGGUCUGCCAACGAACUCCUGGACCUCUUGGAAACGCACAACGUUCCGGUAGCUGAAGGCGCGUCAAAAGAUCUCCUCCAGCUCGCCACCUCCUUGCCGGUGAAUCUACGAACACCCACCGCCGGAGCCCCGACCACCAGCUCUUCAGUAGCCGACCCGACGGCUUCUCAAGGAGAGGAAGCGCAAGUCGGUAUCUGCUCCAGCCCCAGCCCCAGCCAAGCGUGCGAGGAAGUCAGCUCCCCCUCCAACGAUCGCGAUCGCCAGCCCAGCGGCCGCAUCCAGCAACCACUCCCAGCCAGAGUCGAGGCCUGCGAGAGCUCCCAGCUCAGACCCGGAAGGGAUCCAGCCUCGUUUCCAGCCCUGGUCGAAAACCACCCAUCCACACCGAUCAACGUCCCUCUCCUGGCCCACUACCACGACCCUUCCUUCGUGGAUUACCUGAUCACGGGGCUAUCCCAGGGGUUCCGGGUCGGGGUCGUGUCUCGCCCUUCCUCCUCUUACGUAGCAAAACUGCGCUCAGCCCUAUCCGAACCUGAAGUGGUCUCCAACCUAUUGAGCAAGGAAUUAAAUAAAGGAUACAUAAUCGGCCCAUUCAAGUCUCCUCCUUUCUCUCUUUUCAGAGUUAAUUCCCUCGGGGUCGCUACCCGCCGUUAUUCCGGAAAGAAGCGCUUGAUUUUUGACAUGUCGUCUCCUCACUCCGACGCAGUGGCUAGCAUCAACGAAUGCAUCCCCCUGGUCCCAUUUUCGCUUUAUUACGCAUCAGUUGACAAUGCUAUCCAAAUGAUCAAAACGGCGGGUCACGGCGCAUGGCUGGCAAAGGCUGACAUCACCGACGCCUUCAAAACAAUGCCAAUCCACCCCGCGGAUUGGCCGCUGUUCGGGGUUCGCUGGCAGUCCAAAUUUUACUUUGCAGUUCGUCUAACCUUCGGGUGUAGGAGUAGCCCGCACAUCUUUAACUGCCUCUCCGAGGCUUUGUGCUGGAUACUCCUCAACGUUUACAAGGUGCCCUUUCUGCUGCACCUACUAGAUGAUUUCCUGCUGGUCGACUUCCCCUCUCGUAGUCAGACCAACGUCUUGGAUACCCUUAAAGGGGUAUUCAACGACCUAGGAGUGCCGCUAUCGGCAGAGAAAACCGUUGGCCCCUCCACUACUGUCGAAUUUUUGGGCAUCAUCCUAGAUACCGAAAAAAUGCAAGCAUCCCUACCACUCGAAAAACUUGAGCGUAUUCGAACAGUCAUCGUCACUUUUCUCGGCUCUCAGUCAGUCUCAAAACGCGAAGUGCUUUCCCUUCUGGGACACCUACAUUUUGCAAUGCGUAUCAUCCCGCAAGGUCGUUCCUUUAUAUCUCGCCUGCUGUCUCUGGCACACUCCGUACCUAACCUGAGCGAUGACGUACAUUUCGAUGACGGGGCCAGAUCCGACCUGGGCUUCUGGUCCAGGCUAUUGCAAUCCUGGAACGGUAUUUCUUUUUUUUAUCACGACAUGUCCGAGUCAUCUACCUCCCUCGCGCUCUUUACCGACGCUGCCCCGUCUGUUGGCUUCGGGGGGUACUUUCAGGGGCAAUGGAUUGCGGACGCACGGCCAGCUGAGUUCCGAACCCUUGCCUCUGGGAGUGCGUCGAUCGCCCUAUUCGAAAUGUACCCGAUCGUCGCAGCCAGCGUUCUGUGGGGAAAAGCGUGGUCCCGCAGGCGCAUAACUAUGCACUGCGACAACGAGGCGGUGGUAGCAAUAAUUAAUAAGGGACGUUCCUCCUGCCCCUUGAUCAUGCCUCUGCUACGGCGCUUAACUUGGCAGUCCGUGCUGUUUAAUUUCAUUGUAACCGCUGAACACAUUCCUGGCUUGUGUAAUGUUGUUGCUGACUCUCUUUCUCGUUUCCGUUUCCAGGAAUUCAGACGCCUAUGCCCAUCCGCGCGCCGGGACCCAAUGCCGUGCCCACCGCUUCAGGAUUUGGUCCUGGACUGAGCGAGUUACCCUCUACCAUGCGC